Messenger RNA from Neolamprologus brichardi, 1611 nucleotides. RefSeq names its product RNA 5'-phosphate and 3'-OH ligase 1 (gene rlig1). Gene Ontology annotation, molecular function: RNA ligase (ATP) activity. Lineage: Eukaryota; Metazoa; Chordata; Actinopteri; Cichliformes; Cichlidae. The record is from RefSeq and is a predicted model, not a curated record. Gene Ontology annotation, biological process: response to reactive oxygen species.
CUCCAGAGCCAAACCAUUGCUGAUUUAUUUUGCUUUGCUCAUCCAUGUUUGUAAACGUUAAGUUACAGCUUUGGUAGGAAGCACACGAAAUGAGACGCCUGGGUUCCGUACAGCAGAAGAUACCGUGUGUGUUUCUGACUGACGUGAUGGAAGAACAGUCCAGAAAACGCGACUGUCAGCAAUUUCAGGUUGUUGCCACAGAAAAUGUGAACCCUGUUGCUCUGGAGGCUAACAUACAUAGUGCGCUUGCCACUGAAAAACUUGAUGGCACCUGUUGCUAUGUUACAGUUUAUAAAGGGCAGCCUUACCUGUGGGCUCGACUUGACAGAAGACCAAACAAACAAACAGAGAAGAGGUUUAAAAAGUACCAACAUUCUCACAAAAGUUGUAAAGGGUUCACGUGGAACAUAGAGGAAGAUUUUAAACCGGUGCCAGAAACAUGGAUCCCAGCUCAUGGAGUCAAACAUCACAGCGGCUGUCCAGUGCCCGAUGAACAUGGACAUAUUCCAGGCUGGGUUCCAGUGGAGAGAGACAAUAAGCAGUACUGCUGGCACUCCUCUGUGGUGGAUUACAACGUUGGGCAUGCUCUUGUUCUCAGGCCUCGACGUGACAACGAAGACAUGUUAGAAAUCACAUCAGUCCCAUUAGCUGAGCUCCAGGAACAAACACUGGAGCUUAUUGGAACCAAUGUCAAUGGAAACCCCUAUGGGCUGGGCAGCAAAAAACAGCCUGUCCACUGCCUGGUUACACAUGGGAGUGUCCCAAUCAGAAACCCACCACCUGUGGACUUCCAGCAGCUGUGCUCCUGGUUUCACGAGAAUCCAGACGGUCGAGUUGAGGGCAUAGUCUGGCACUGCAGUGAUGGCACUCUCAUCAAGGUUCAUCGUCAUCACCUGGGACUGAAGUGGCCAGAAGCGAACACUUGCCUUGGUAACAAGCCGACGGCCAUCCGUGUUGACGCUUAUGGCAGCACGGAGUUGUUUACAUCGUUUGUCGCACUAAAUGGACACUGCUUCAGCCGGCUUCAGGACAUUCACUUUGAGCUAUAAGUCCAUGCGGUCUUGUGAGGAUCUGCCGCUUUGCUGAUAGAUCCUUGAUAUUUCAUCUGUCAUUCCAUGCGAGUGAUUUACAAUCCUAUACUCAUAUAGAUUAAUUUAUUCCACAGAAACCAGUUAAGAACUGCUGCUUUUUGAAUUCAUGAAAGUCUUAAGAGUAACUUACAGUAAGUGAGCUGUUAGUGGAAAAAAUAAGGAGAAAACUGACUGCCAAAGUUUAACGUUUGGCACACAAAAGAAACGGUGGAGUGAAUCAAAACUUAAGAUGGUUUUUGCAGAGAUGUGUACUGCUUUAAUGUAAAAAAAAUAACUGACCAACUUUUUUUUUUUAGCAUGUUAAGUUAUUAAAGGGAACCCCGGCUAUUAAGACAUGUUUGCGCUAAAAAUGCACUAUGCUUUCAAUAACAUAUGUGGUAUUAAAAUAUGCCAAAUGUUUUCCUUUUAAGCACAUUUUAUAUAAAACCGAUUUACCAGUAGGUCGCCAUUGUUAUUUACUUCUCAAUGCACUCUGGGUAGUGACGUCAUAUGGUUGCACCGCAUUGAGUUCACAGCAGCA